UUUUGAAUUGCUGCUGUUAGUUUCACGAUUCGUAGUUUCUUAAAGUAAAAUAAUCAAGAGUUUCAUAAUAUCACGUGGAUAACUACAUGCAGACAUCUGACAACUCCUGCGCUCAAGUCUUUUUAAUUAAAAGGAGAAAAAUAACAAUUUUUUUUUAAGAUUGAUCAACCAAGCAGGCUAGAAAUUUAUCAAAAUGCCUAAAGCAUCAAAGGUGACAAAUAUUGGGGAGCAUUAUGGAAAACGGGACAUGGAGAGAAUUGGAAUAUUUGCUGAGACUGGCUGGUUGCAUGGAGUGCCCUAUGUGUCACCACACGGUUAUGAAUUCCGUAAAGGAGGAACAAAAGGACGACAGAUGAUACCCGGAGGCAGCAAGACAAAAGUAGGACUACAAGACUGCUACUUUGAUAAAGGACCUUACAAAAGAAUAUUUGAAAGCGAAGCAUAUUCAAGUGCAGUGAGGGAAAACUACCUUGCCUCGAUGGCGUCAUCCAAGAGGAACGUUUCAAGUGCCCCUUUCAUCGCUGGUGCAUGUGGAAAAAAGCAUAGCACACCAGGGGACUUCUAUGGAACCUUUGCUGGUCGAAUAAAAGCCAUGAGUCGACAAGAAAAGGCUCGCCCACCCCACAAAUCUGAGCCACCCAAUGUUAAGACAAAUCCUGGGAAAAAAGGCACUUACGGAUAUGUAGACAUCACUUUCAGUAGAUUUCCCAAGCAUAUGUCAGAACCGUACCAGUCACGGUUUGGUAUGGCAGCUGCCAGUAGAAAAUUAAUGCUUGAUGGUCCCCUCAUCUCAACAAUGUACCCAAAGCCCUGCUUUGAUAUGAACCCCUGGCAUGUUAUCAAUGCUGCAUCUACUUAUGUGCAUCGAUCUGAAAGCAAGCCGUCUUAUAAAGGGGCAGUGUGGGUGCCACCUUCUCAACCCAAAAUGCAAGGAAACAACCAUGAUGGCUGCUUCAGCAAAUUUCCUCCACACAAGCCAGAAAAAUACAUUGACUACUUUCGAAUUAUGCGAGGGCCCCGGGAACCCAAAGUGUUCUACCCUCAGAUACAACAGAAAAUGCAGCACAAUUCCGAUUCGGACCAACCAUGAUGUGCGCCUUGAAGCCCAGGAUGGCCUCCUCCUUCUUCUUGGUGAUGAGCAGCAUCUUGUCGAACAGGAACACGUGGCGCAGGGCCUUGGCGCCAGCCAUCCUGAACGUGCCCUCGGCGCACAGCUCGCCGA
This is a messenger RNA of Thrips palmi, 1222 nucleotides long. RefSeq names its product UPF0602 protein C4orf47 homolog. Lineage: Eukaryota; Metazoa; Arthropoda; Insecta; Thysanoptera; Thripidae. Gene Ontology annotation, cellular component: centrosome. Bases 194 to 1090 code for a protein of 298 amino acids. The record is from RefSeq and is a predicted model, not a curated record. The transcript is spliced from 7 exons.